Molecule: messenger RNA, 1141 nt
Organism: Chelonoidis abingdonii (Abingdon island giant tortoise)
Lineage: Eukaryota; Metazoa; Chordata; Testudines; Testudinidae
Gene: TMEM255B
Product: transmembrane protein 255B
Source: RefSeq, a predicted model, not a curated record
GGCUCGCCGGCGGCUGGCUCGGUGCCGGUGGGGGGAAAGCAGCAGGGAGCAAAGAGGAUGCAGCCACCUCCUCCCGCCACCCCAGUGCCCGCUCCUUUAGCCGUGUUGGAUCCCACAGGACAGUUUGCAAAACGAAAGAAGACCUCUCUCUGGUUCACAGUUUCUCUGCUGGUAGUUUCUGUGUUCAUACUGACCAUAGGACUUGCAGCUACGACAAGAACAGAAAAUGUUACCGUCGGAGGCUAUUACCCAGGAAUCAUUCUUGGCUUUGGAUCUUUCCUAGGGAUUAUUGGAAUCAACCUGGUAGAGAACAGAAGGCAAAUGUUGGUAGCAUCCAUCGUAUUUAUCAGCUUUGGAGUGGUAGCAGCAUUCUGUUGUGCAAUAGUUGAUGGAGUCUUUGCAGCACGACAUAUAGACCCUAGACCUUUGUACACUAGAAGGUGUCAGUUUUAUUCAAGUGGAAUAGGAUUCUUAUACGAUGCCUACCAGACAGAGGUAACGUGUUACACCUUAAGCAGCAAGUGCGAGCUGAGAGUAAAGAGCAAUACAUGCUAUUGCUGUGACCUGUACAAUUGUGAAAAUUCAGAACAGUCAACCAGCUACUACGAGUUUCUGGGAGUGAACAGCUGUCAGGAUGUGGUUCACUUGUACCGGCUGCUGUGGGCCUCCACAGUCUUGAACAUCCUUGGAUUGUUUCUUGGGAUAGUCACGGCAGCCAUACUCGGGGCCUUUAAAGACAUGCAGGCACCUCUGUCCCAAAUUGCCUUUAGUUCUGUCCCCCCUCCUCAGAUCUUGUACAAUCCAGCCCAGCAGAUCCUGACAUACGCCGGUUUUUGUCCCUCUGCCGCAGCUCUUCCUGCAUAUUCAUCCUAUCCUUUACCUCUUCAGCCUGCAAGCCAUUUUCCAGCAUCAUCAUCUACUGAUAUUUCUUUAUCUGAUGAUACUCAGCCUCCAUCUCAGUCCAGCUCGAACUAUGGUCUCCCACCCAAUGCCCCACCACUAUACACACCAACGUAUUUCCUGCCAGAAGAAAAGCCUCCACCAUAUGCACCCUAGAACACAAUUACAUUUUAACUGAUUUUUUUUUUUUAAAGACAUCUUUGCUUCCUAUGCAGCUCAGAGUUUCCAAACUAUUAAGGAA